AUGAAUAGUGAAUCGAGUUCUUCAGCUAGACCGAAGAAAUACGAUAAAAUAAGUGACGAUGAGCGCUGCCUCAUCAUGGAAUUAAAAUCACAAGGAGUUAGUUGUCAAGAGAUUGCCAGAUAAUUGGAUAAAAAUUUAAAGACCAUCUAAUCUGUUUAAGAUUAUGAAAAAAAAUCAGAGUACAGGGAUUUUAAAGAAGCUGUCACUCAAUAUGGAAUCGACUGCUUACUUUAAAACACUUCCAUAAAGGUAUCAUUUUUUUUUUAUUAAAGUCUAUGAAUGAAAAAAAAUUAAGAAAAUUAGUCAUCAAAACAGUUAAAUAGGUCAUACCACCCAAAAAUACAUCUAUGUUUGGGCACUUAAUCCCAGCCAAUAAGAAGGACUCUAAUAAAAGAAGGAUUAUUGACUAAAUCGUCGAUAAUAUCUUAGAUAUUAUUCAAAAAUAUUUAAAAUCAGGAGAACUUCCCAAUCUAUCUUACAAUAGAUUUUCCUCUAAAAGUGAUCCAAUGUACUAAGAAUAUUCAAAUCAAUCUUAUUCCACAAACAAUAUCAUCCAAGAAGAUUCAUAAGCCCUACAUAGUCACUAAAUAUAUGAUGAUUGUAAUCAUGAAUUCCUCACCUAUGAUUACAUAGACAACGAUGUUGCUGAAAUGAUUGUUGAAUUUGAAAACUCCUCUUUAAAUUUCUCAAACAACGACAGGUUUGAAAAAUAUAUAGAAGAAUUUUCAUCAUCUUAUUUCAGCCAUUGAG
This is a messenger RNA of Paramecium pentaurelia, 750 nucleotides long. The record is from the annotation of a GenBank genome assembly. Lineage: Eukaryota; Ciliophora; Oligohymenophorea; Peniculida; Parameciidae.